UCAGAUCUACUCCCCAGAAGUCACAACUGCUACACCCACAACGGACAUAUGUACUUAAAACCCACAUUAACGUCGGACAAGUUUGGACUGGAUUUUCUAUUUCACGGCACACUGGAUGUAAAAAAGCAGUGGGGCUACUGUAAUCCAACGUGGAACAAUGGCUGCUACAGGAACGCCCCCAAAGAUCAUUCGAUCAUACCACCUAUAAUGUCAUGCUAUAUGCGCUCUAAAGUUUCCUUCAAGUAUGGGAAACUGGAGAUCAUGGCCAAGAUGCCCAAAGGCGAUUGGUUGUGGCCAGCUUUGUGGCUGAUGCCGAAACACGCUCAUUACGGACAAACGCCGAGAUCGGGGGAGAUUGAUGUCGCCGAGCUCCUGGGAAACACGAACUAUGGCAAUCUGGGCAUACAAAGAACCACUGCCUCUCUACACUUUGGUAACGAUCGAAGUCACGACAAACACUAA
Messenger RNA from Liolophura sinensis, 462 nucleotides. RefSeq names its product beta-1,3-glucan-binding protein-like. Gene Ontology annotation, biological process: carbohydrate metabolic process. The transcript is spliced from 5 exons. Gene Ontology annotation, molecular function: hydrolase activity, hydrolyzing O-glycosyl compounds. Lineage: Eukaryota; Metazoa; Mollusca; Polyplacophora; Chitonida; Chitonidae. The record is from RefSeq and is a predicted model, not a curated record. The coding region runs from base 49 to 462 and encodes 137 amino acids.